GCAUUGUUAACAGAGUUAGCUCCCUUGUUAAAUGUACUCGACGAGGUUGUUGACAACGGAUGAGAGGAAGGGUGAACCUGCCGAGAUGGUUUGUUUUGUAACACACAUCUAGACCGCGAGCCGGGUGAUGAGGACCAUCUGACAGCGUCUGAAACAGGGGAAGCGGCAGCGUGCCUCGCACCGAGACCCACGUGGUGUGUUACUCGACACGAGCACAGCUCACUGACUCCACGAACAUGGCCGGGAUGAAGAACACAGUACAUCUGCUCACCAUCCUCAUCACGUGUCUCAUCACAGUGUCCCCUCACCCCCAGUGCCUGGACUACCGACCCCCCUUCAAGGCCCAGGGGACCAACAACUUCUGCGCCCAGUACACUGACUUCGGGUGCUGUACGGAGGCAGACCACGACGCCUUGCGGCAACGCCGGGACGACAUACAAAGCCGGCUGGGUGACCGAUGGAGCGUGUGCGGACACUACGUGGACGACUUGCUGUGUCAGUACUGCUCCCCCUACGCUGCCCACAUCUACGACGCCGAGGCUACCCAGAAUCCCCGGCAGUUCCCUGGUCUGUGUCGACCUUACUGCAACACCUUCUACGACACGUGCAGAGACGUUGUACAAUAUUUAGACCCCGAACUAGCGAGGAUGCCGUCCUUCGCUUCCAGACAGGGGUUCUGCCAGGCGGUAGCCAUACCGUCUGACGUGGACUACUGCUACCCCGACCUCCUGACAAAUCCUCUGUUCACUGAUCAGAUCACCAACAUCCAGGUUAACACGGAGGGGUGUCUCUGCUUGGAGGAACAGCUCCACAGCAUGAGGAACCCCAUCGUCGCACGACAUGCCGGGGACGGAUCGGGGAGGCUGUUUGUUGGAGAGCAACUGGGAUAUGUCCAUAUCUACUUCCCAGGAAACAAGACAGGACUUCAAACUCCUUUUCUAAACAUCACUAAAAAGGUCAAGGUCAGUGCCCGGCGGGGGGAUGAAAGAGGAUUUUUUUCAAUUGCAUUCCAUCCGAACUACGCCGACAACGGCAGAUUCUUCGUGUACUACUCGACACAUCUUCAGGACAACGACAACUUGGACGUCUACGGUGGCGACAUUCCUAUUGACCAUAAGAUCCGCAUCAGCGAGAUCCACGUGUCCCAGGACGAUCCUAACAAAGCUGACCUUGACACCGAGAGAAUUCUUUUGGAGGUCAUGGAGCCUUACUGGAACCACAACGGAGGCGAGCUGCUGUUCGGGGAUGACCACUACCUGUACCUGUUUGUCGGGGACGGCGGGGCAGCGGCCGACCCUCACGGCUUCGCCCAGAACAAGACGGUCCACCUCGGGAAGAUACUACGCCUUGAUGUGGACACGCCCAAUCCCAGCUUGCCCUACUCCAUUCCCCCCGACAACCCCUUCAUCGACGACCCGGAAGCCCGCCCGGAGAUCUACGCUUACGGCGUUCGGAACAUCUGGAGAUGCGGCAAGGACAGGGGCGACCGACAGACUGGUGAGGGCAGAGGUCGGAUUGUGUGCGGAGACGUUGGCCAAUCAGCGUGGGAAGAGAUAGACCUGGUGAAAAAGGGAGCUAACUAUGGAUGGAAUGCGAGAGAAGGAUUCCAGUGUUUUAAUGAAGAAACGUGCGGAAACAUAGGUCCAGAAGAGUUGCCGAUCUUUGCCUACCCCCACCGAGUGGGCAAGUCUGUGACGGGCGGGGUCUUCUACCGCGGAUGUGAGAGCCCCAACCUCAACGGCAUGUACUUCUACGCCGACUACAUGUUCGGGCAGAUGUACGCUCUGACGAAGAAUGAAUCCGGCGAAUGGCACAACAAAGAAAUAUUCAUGUGCGAGGCUGACGUCUGUUUCAACGGUUUGAUUGGUCACUACGAGCGUUACGUCAUUUCCUUUGGCGAGGAUGAAGAAGGAGAAGUUUAUUUACUCUCGACUGGAACCGAGUCUGCGGCUGAAAGGGGUGGCAAGGUGUACAAGCUGAUAGACCCGUCACGACGCGGCAACCCCAGUGAGUGCCAGCACGCCGGCCAAGGAGCACGCAUCAACAACCCGGGGAAUAGUCGUUACACGACGCGCUACACAUCGAACAACCCCGGUCUCCAGCCGGCAGGGGGCGCUUCCUCUCCAGCACCAAACCAGGCUCCGUCCAUCCACGGGGUCAACAUCCGUACAUGCGCAAUGGCUACUACAGUGAUGUGUGUUUUAAUGUCGCUCAGACACUGAAUGUGUCUGUGACCUGACGUCAUUUCGACGUCACAGAGAUAUUCUUUCAGUAUUCGACAUCAAUACCAUUAUACCACUCUGAAACAUUAGUUAUAUGUGUGACGACACUUUGACUUUACUGACAUGUCAGGCAGUAUCAUACAUUCGCUGUCAUGACAACAGGGAUCCAUUUUGUAUCGCACAAACAGUAGGGAUUAUUCUCUUACGACUGGGGCUGAAUUACACAGUUGGGGCUAUUCAUGUUUGUCAACUCGCCCUUAUCGUGUGUUUCUACCAUCGGUUCAGAUGCUACUGUUAGACUAGUUGUGAUUCUGAUCGGCGCAAGCCGGAAAUAGCUUCAAAUCUGCUGAUGCGGCGUAAAAAAUAUGUAUUCAUUUUUGACUGACGCAUGACGCUGACUGUCAACGAGUGAGGAAGCAGAUAACCCGGGAGAGUUUACGUGUCACGAGGACGGUUGUCUGUGAAUGGUGAAGUUUGACCCUCAACUGUAUGACAUGCCUGGCACAUCUUUGUCUGUGGGCACGUGAGGUCGUGUGAGGAUUCCAUAGUUUUAGCGUCCUUGAAAUCCAGUGAUGGAGGAAUAUGAAAAUAUCACGCAUGUAUAGAAUUUAGGGCCCGUUCAACAAAAUACUGCUUCCGUAACAGCCAGUAAUCAAAAGUUUCGUUUCACUCCAAUCACGCGCACGGAUGUGUUGUAUGUUUUUAUAUGAAAGUGUCACAGUCAAUGGAUGGUUACAACAUGGUGAUUUACGCUACAAAGCCACCAGCACCUGAUUGCCUGCAGCUACAACUGGAACCUGCGAAGUCUGAUAGGGUGGCAGACUAAGAAAUUUAUGAAUGAAUGAUAAUUACUGUAGAAAUAUGCAGUUGUCAAACGAUAUUAUUGCACAUGAUUUUUAAGAGUACAAUUUAACUGUCACAAUAUGUUAGAUUAUGGGGUUUCGAACUGGGUUUUUUCAAGGGCGGAUCCAGCAUUUUUGAAGGGAGGGGUCUAAAUUAUGAAAAUCCUCUCUCAGUCCUCGCUACUGCCCACAACAUACUACAUUUGGUUUUCCCACUCUCUGGAUCCGCCCAUGUAUUUUGUAUUUUUCUAAACGGUCAGCUGUACCGAAAACUUUUGAACAUGGAACAGAUGCCAGUUGUUGCCAUCUAGCCCGAUGUCAGAUGCUUGUAAAUACGGGUAUACGUCCGAAAACCCUGCUCAAGUCUUGUGCUCAACGAGUGUGUGUACGCCAGUGUGUGUGUGCGCUAGUGCUUAUUGUGGUGUUUGUGGCCAGGUGUUGAAGCGGUAUUGUGUGUGAGCGUCACCUGCUUGACUUGUUCGGCAACAAUCGACAAUCGACACCAUGUCUGCCUUAUGAACAAUUCUUGUUUAUGUGUCUUUGUUGUCAACCGUGGGAUCAUUUAAACAUAUUGUGUAUGUCAAUAAAUAGUUUGGUGAA
Haliotis rufescens (red abalone) is the source of this 3664-nucleotide messenger RNA. RefSeq names its product HHIP-like protein 1. Bases 237 to 2222 code for a protein of 661 amino acids. NCBI's taxonomy places the organism in Eukaryota, Metazoa, Mollusca, Gastropoda, Lepetellida, Haliotidae. The record is from RefSeq and is a predicted model, not a curated record. The transcript is spliced from 10 exons.